AAGAUACCCCUCAAAUCCUGCCACCCACGGUGAGGAAAUUCAGUCAAACACAAGGACAAAUACCGUAAACUUCAUAAAAAGCCGAGCCCGGUCCUGCUUCUUAAAACCCGACUAGGAUGGGAAAGAUGAAGAACAAGCCGCCCGAUUCAUUCAAGUUCCGAGUUUAAUCGCUCGUAGAAAGAGCACUUGUUUUGAUCUUCACUAUCUUACAUUUGAUCGUUCGUUGAGGAUUUAUUUCUUCUCCAAAUUUCAGAUUGAGGAUUCGCGUGUUCGUCGUUGUUUUGAUGUUUUUCGGUGUUUUGUGGUUCUUUGAAUCGGUUUUGCAAUUGAAUGUUGUUGGAAUUUGAUUCUGCGAUGGAAACAUUAGUGAUUGUAGAACAGUACAGAGAUGAGUUCUGCUAUUUGGCCAAGACUCUAGAAUCGGAUCGAUUAGGGAAUUUGACGAUUAAAGAAGGAAAACGGAAAAAUCAAUUUCGCCCUAAUCCAUUGAAGAUUUCUUCGAUUCCUGUUUAUCUUUUUUCUUCCCCCAGAACACCGCCCCCUUCCGCUGAUUAUAACUGCACGCCGAUUUCAACAAUUUCGAGAAGUGCCGUAAUUUCGAUUAAUAGGGAAAUUUGUCGAAGAGAGGAGAGCAAUGAAUUCGAUGAACAUUGCUGUUAUGAGAGGUUAUCCUUUCCUGAGCUUUGGGCUGGACCGACUUACUCAAAUUCACCCCCGGCAAGUUCACUGCCGAUGCCCAAAUUUUCAAUGCCAGGAAACAGAACUGUGUCACUCGAAUUUCCCACCAAUUCAGCUGCGGAAUCAGUUGAAAAAAUUCACCCAACUUGGGGCCGCUAUACUCAUCCUUCUACACGAGAGCCAUUCCAUGGUGCUGAUUCUGCAACAAGAACACUUAGACGAAUCCUUAACCUUGAUAUCGACUCUGAAUGAAUGAAUGAAUGAUGUUUCAGUGAGCAUCAAGCUCACUAAAUAUAAUGCAAGAUCAUUGGUAGGAUAUAGAAAUUUGAUUCUCUUUUAAGUUUUUGAGAAGUGGGAUUUGUAGCUGAUGGUAGAUAUUCACAGCUUUAUUCGAUCUCAAGGUUCUUGAACCUGCGAAGAGUUGCUUAGAUAUAGAGCUUGAUUGAAGCACUGAACAGGGGUAAAGCAGCAAGGAAUCCAGCUACACCUCAAACUUGUUAGAAAAGAAGAUGUAAAUUCUGAACUCUUAUCUUCUUACUUAAUCUUCUUGUUCAUUAUACACUUUGAGAGCUCAGAUUUAGGCUUGUAAAUGAAAUGUAGCUUAGAGAAAUUCGAGGUUUCUUUUCGAUUCCUUCAAGCUAUACACUACCCUGUUUGUUUAUACUUUCUA
Messenger RNA from Cucurbita moschata (crookneck pumpkin), 1348 nucleotides. RefSeq lists its product as uncharacterized. The coding region runs from base 331 to 930 and encodes 199 amino acids. The record is from RefSeq and is a predicted model, not a curated record. The transcript has 2 exons. Lineage: Eukaryota; Viridiplantae; Streptophyta; Magnoliopsida; Cucurbitales; Cucurbitaceae.